AUGGCGACAGUCAUUUUGAUGCUUUUGGCCGCUUGCGGGGCUACUGCUUCGUCGCCAGCAAGCAUUCGUGGUAGCCACAUGUUGGCAGUGGAAGAGGUUCAGCAGUCUCUGCAGGAGUCCAUGCAGGAGGUGCUGCGGGGCGGGUCGUGGUCGAAGCUCGAGAAGAUCGAGAAGAGCAUCUGGCAGACCUACCAGUCGCUGCCGAAGAACGAGUUCGGCCAUAUUGGCCCUCGCGCAGUGCGAUAUCUGGUGCACAACUACUUCGCCAAGGAACAUGGGUGGCUCAUCAAGGGAUUAGAGCCGCACGGCCACCAGGCCGACAUGUCACAGGUCCACGAGGUCAACAUUCUGCAGGACAAGGCCCCAGCGCUCGUGGAGUCCUUGUUGGAGGCCCAGAGAAAGGGCCGUGGCCUCGACCUCGCCGACGCCGUGGCCAUGUUGGCCACCCUGGAGCGCCUCAUCUUCGACGAGGCCGUGAUCCUGCUCCAGGCUGCAUACCGGCUCAACUCCAUCGCCCCAGUAGAGCAAUUGGAUGAGCGAGCUAUGCAUGAAGUCUUAAGUUCUUAUCUGGUCCUGUUCGAGAUGGGUCAGAAAGCGGAUCUGAACAACACAGACCUCCAUCGAGCUCUCAAGGCACGUGCCGCCGAAGUGUCCAGCAACUGGCCACUUCUGGUAGAAUUUGAGCAGGAUUCGCUCCACAACUAUCUCUAUGCGAACAAGGAUACAAGGAAUCCCUUUGUUAGGGAGGAACUGUUUAAUUUCGAAGAUGCCGUGACCAUUGUCGAGGGCAUGGCUCAUGGGUACGGCAAGUGGCAAAACACAGAGUGCCAGCAGAUGAAGCAUGAGCUCAUGGACUUAGACAGCGAAGGCAAUGGCCUG
Symbiodinium necroappetens is the source of this 879-nucleotide messenger RNA. NCBI's taxonomy places the organism in Eukaryota, Dinophyceae, Suessiales, Symbiodiniaceae. The record is from the annotation of a GenBank genome assembly.